Triticum dicoccoides is the source of this 976-nucleotide messenger RNA. RefSeq names its product antimicrobial peptides-like. Gene Ontology annotation, biological process: defense response to fungus. The transcript has a single exon. Bases 83 to 682 code for a protein of 199 amino acids. Lineage: Eukaryota; Viridiplantae; Streptophyta; Magnoliopsida; Poales; Poaceae. The record is from RefSeq and is a predicted model, not a curated record.
CAGUGUGUAUAUAAAGGCCGGCGCUGGCCUCCCAGUUCUCCCAUCCAUUGCCAUCCAUCUCUGCUCUCUAGUGUGAGCAGCAAUGGGGUUCAUUCACAAGGGUGGGGUUUGGUGGUUCCUCCUGCUCGCCGGGGUGCUGCUGGCUGCGGCGGCGGCAGCAGGCGCGGAGCAGGACGAUGGGGCGGUAGCCACUGCCGUCCCGGAGGUGGAGGAGGCGGAUGAGGCCCGUCUGCGCGUCGAUGAUCCGGAGGAGAACGACUCGUGCGACCUCAAGUGCCAACACCACCAAGUUCCGGCGAGGAAAAAGCAGUGCGUCGACGAGUGCCACAGCCGGGAGCAUCACCACCCCAGCAGAGCGUCUUGCGAGAACAAGUGUAGCCACUGGCAAGACCCGACGAGGAAGGACCAGUGCGUGCAACAGUGCAUGCGCCGCGGCCUCAGCCUCGUUGUGGGCGGCAGCAACGACGUCGACGAGCACCCCCACGCCCAAGAGGAGGAGGCCGCCGGGCGUCCGUGCGACAGGGAGUGCCAGCUGUCUUGCCAAAGGAAGUGUCAGGGAUGGAAAGAUUGGACCAAGCACCAGGAGUGCGUGCGACAGUGCGUUUGCGGCAGCAACAGCAUCGACGACGAGCACCUCCGCAGCUGGGAAGCGAUGGCCGGCGCCAUCAUCGAGGCGGUGUGAGUGUCAUGUCACGCACCUAAUAAUAAUAGUAAUAAUGUAAGGGUGUGUGCAAGUCCUAGUACGUACGUACGUACGUGUCACCGGGGGUACGUACUUAGUAGCUCUAUACGGAGUGUGCGUAUGUGCACGCUUCGUCUUGCUAGGCCAAAGGCGUGAGAAUAAAAAACCAAUAGCGUGCGGUAGCUGCAUGCUUGGCGAUGCCUCUCCUCCUAGGCUUCUAGGAGUAGAAGAGAGCUGCAUGGAACUCGUGUUCCUUUUACUUGUUAGCAGUGCGUGAGAAGAAUAAAAGAGCAA